AUGGCUGGCGAGAGAGGCCCGCAGGACGCCGCGCACAACAUGGGCGACCACCUGCCGCUCCUCCCUGCAGAUGAGGAAGAAGAUGAAAUUGAAAUGGAAGUCGAAGACCAGGAUAGCAAAGAAGCCAAAAAACCAAACGUCAUAAAUUUUGACACCAGUCUGCCAACGUCACAUACAUAUCUGGGUGCUGAUAUGGAAGAAUUUCAUGGCAGGACUUUGCACGGUGACGAUAGCUGUCAGGUUAUUCCAGUUCUGCCGCAGGUGAUGAUGAUCCUGAUCCCUGGGCAGACCUUACCUCUUCAGCUUUUUCGUCCUCAGGAAGUCAAUAUGGUGCGGAAUUUAAUUCAGAAAGACAGAACCUUUGCAGUUCUUGCAUACAGUAAUAUACAGGAGAGGGAAGCACAGUUUGGAACAACAGCAGAGAUAUAUGCCUAUCGAGAAGAACAGGAUUUCGGAAUUGAGAUAGUGAAAGUGAAAGCAAUUGGAAGACAAAGGUUCAAAGUCCUUGAGCUAAGAACACAGUCAGAUGGAAUCCAGCAAGCUAAAGUGCAAAUUCUUCCUGAAUGUGCGUUGCCUUCAACGAUGUCUGCAGUUCAGUUAGAAUCCCUCAAUAAAUGCCAGAUAUUUCCUUCAAAACCUGUCUCAUGGGAAGACCAGUAUUCAUGUAAAUGGUGGCAGAAAUACCAGAAGAGAAAGUUUCAUUGUGCAAAUUUGACUUCAUGACCUCGCUGGCUAUAUUCCUUAUAUGAUGCUGAAACUUUAAUGGAUAGAAUCAAGAAACAGCUGCGUGAAUGGGAUGAAAAUCUAAAAGAUGAUUCUCUUCCUUCAAAUCCAAUAGAUUUUUCUUACAGAGUAGCUGCUUGUCCUCCUAUUGAUGAUGUAUUAAGGAUUCAGCUCCUUAAAAUUGGUAGUGCCAUCCAACGACUUCGCUGUGAACUAGAUAUUAUGAAUAAAUGUACAUCUCUUUGCUGUAAACAAUGUCAAGAAACAGAAAUAACAACCAAAAAUGAAAUAUUCAGUUUAUCGUUGUGUGGACCAAUGGCAGCUUAUGUGAAUCCUCAUGGAUAUGUGCAUGAGACACUGACCGUGUAUAAGGCUUGCAACUUGAACCUUAUAGGCCGGCCUUCUACAGACCACAGCUGGUUUCCUGGGUAUGCUUGGACUAUCGCCCAGUGUAGGAUCUGUGCAAGCCAUAUUGGAUGGAAAUUUACGGCCACCAAAAAAGACAUGUCACCUCAAAAAUUUUGGGGUUUGACUCGAUCUGCUCUGCUGCCCACUAUCCCAGACACUGAAGAUGAGAUAAGCCCCAACAAAGUAAUACUUUGCUUAUAAACAAAUGCUGUAGAGAUAAAGUUAAUAUUUAUUAAGUUGGUCUUGUAAAAUCAGAUCUGCUUUGGAAAUUACUGCAUUUGAUGCAUACCCAAGUAAAAAGCAACAUUACAUGGAAGGUUGCAGUUUCUUA
This is a messenger RNA of Lontra canadensis (Northern American river otter), 1462 nucleotides long. RefSeq names its product protein cereblon-like. Lineage: Eukaryota; Metazoa; Chordata; Mammalia; Carnivora; Mustelidae. Gene Ontology annotation, cellular component: Cul4A-RING E3 ubiquitin ligase complex. The record is from RefSeq and is a predicted model, not a curated record. Gene Ontology annotation, biological process: protein ubiquitination.